CGGUUACUGAUUUAAAUUGCACAUAGCAUUACUUCCGCCAACUUAACAGCUGUUUCCGGUGCACGGUUGAUGUUUUUGACAAUAUGGCUGCUGAUGAAGUGCAAAAGAUAGAAAGCCGGCUUGAGGCACUUGAAGCCUUAGUAUAUGGGGAUGAUCAGUGUCCUGAAAACCUGAAGGUUUCAGAUUCCUUGCUAAAGGUACAGGUAUCGCUGGGGAACAUGGCUAACAAAAGAGAGAGAAUCAAAGUUCUGUUUAAGAAAAUUGAUGAUUUAGUAAAGUACUUGAACCCCCAGUACAUCGACCGUAUUGCUGUCUCAGAUGCUAUGAAACUAGAGUUUAUACUCGCAGAGGAGCACUUUAUUUUGUCUCAAGCUGCCCUGCUGGAACAGAUGAAUAACCUUCUGCCAAUGCUAGAGAGUGCACAUAUUAAAGCUGUUCCAGAGCAUGCCUCCAGGCUUCAUUCCCUAUCUCAAGUACAUAUAAAGCAGCAGGACCAGUGCCAUGCAGUAUCAGAGGAAGUCCGGAGGUUACUAGAUGAUUAUAAUAAGACUACAUUACUUUUGUCAAAGCAGUUUGUCUUGUGGGAUGAAGUGUUAACAAAACUGGAAGCUGCAAAACAAGUGAAACCUAUGGAAUAGUCCACAGAAGUCUGGGAAUGGAAAGAAUCUGCACAAAUGUCAUGAUUGUCAACCAGUAGAAAGUCUUAACAGUACCACUUUAAUAUGCAGGGAAGCAUGAAGAGGAUAGUAACAGGGAUGACUAUCAAUAAAAAGACUGUCAUUUACAGGUUUGUGUGUAGUAUGUAUGCAUGCAUGCAUAUAUGUAUGUAUGUAUAUAUAGUGUGCAAGUAUGUAUGUAUGUGAUGUGCAUAUUAUGUAUAUAUAAACACACACACACACACUCUCCUUACAGUUCUAGACCAUUUAUUUGUUGCAAUGUAAGACUGGUAAGGGAGAAAUAACUUGUCUUAUGAGAGAAUUCAUAUUCUUUGACGGUUGACUUGCUAAAGAAAAUUGUGUCCCCCUAGAGGACUGUAGGAUGUUCAGCAGAAAAGCAAAUGUUAACCAGUUAUAUACUUUCUAUUAUUCAUCAUUUUGCUUGGUGGGGGUGCAUUGGAUAACUUGGUUCCAAAAGGACCAGACAUUUCAAAUUCAUAUGAAGCACUAAAUCUUACUGUUCCUGUUCAUAUACCAUUUAAAGUUUUCCUCCUUCAAUAAGUGUUGAUUGUCACUGUCUGGAAAAGUUGCUUUUUAAAUUAUUGUAUUAAUUUCAUUAAAAUAUACCUAGUUGCUUUUUUAGCACUAACUCUGUAUUAUUUUUCUGGCAUAUUUAUUUUUAUUUUUUUUGUUUUGUUUUUGCAAACUGUUAAUAGUAAAAUAUGCAAGCAUACUGAUAUAUGUUACACUCCAUUGCCAGUAAAUGAUCCUGAAGUUCUC
Protopterus annectens (West African lungfish) is the source of this 1436-nucleotide messenger RNA. It is a transcript of the gene DCTN3, whose product is annotated as dynactin subunit 3. Lineage: Eukaryota; Metazoa; Chordata; Ceratodontiformes; Protopteridae. The transcript is spliced from 7 exons. The record is from RefSeq and is a predicted model, not a curated record. Gene Ontology annotation, biological process: cytoskeleton-dependent cytokinesis. The coding region runs from base 84 to 638 and encodes 184 amino acids. Gene Ontology annotation, cellular component: dynactin complex.